Talaromyces rugulosus is the source of this 1500-nucleotide messenger RNA. RefSeq lists its product as uncharacterized. Gene Ontology annotation, biological process: carbohydrate transport; transmembrane transport. The transcript is spliced from 3 exons. Bases 1 to 1500 code for a protein of 499 amino acids. The record is from RefSeq and is a predicted model, not a curated record. NCBI's taxonomy places the organism in Eukaryota, Fungi, Ascomycota, Eurotiomycetes, Eurotiales, Trichocomaceae. Gene Ontology annotation, cellular component: membrane. Gene Ontology annotation, molecular function: carbohydrate:proton symporter activity.
AUGGGUCGCACGCUCGGGCUCGUCAGAGCCGUGUACAUUGCGUGUGUCAGCUGCAUGGGCUCUUUUGCCUUUGCCUUUGACACUGGCAUUAUCAGCGGCGUCUUGACUCUGGCCUCGUUCCAACGCGAUUUCGGCUAUUCGGCAGCCCAGAAGACCAACGUCAACUCCAAUGCCGUGUCGAUUCUCCAGGGUGGCGCCUUUUUCGGCUGUUUCUUUAUCUGGCCCAUAACCGCCUACUUGGGGAGAAAAGGCGGCCUCAUUGUCAGCGCCAUUGUUUUCACCAUCGGGACAAUCCUCCAGCUCAUCAAUAGCGGCUCACUGGGCUCAUUCUAUGCUGGUCGGGUAAUCGCGGGCCUGGGAAUUGGUGGUGCCACUGUGUUGAUCCCCGUGUUUGCAGCCGAGAUGUCUCCCAAGCAUAUUCGAGGAAAGCUGGGGGCUUGUUUCCAGCUGUUCUUCGCGCUUGGGGUAAUGGUUGCUUACUGGGUGACAUACGCUGUCGCAAAGGACCAAUCCAGCUCGACAAAACAAUGGCAGAUAGCCCUUGGUCUUCAACUGCUGUCGUCUACCCUGCUGCUCUUCGGCAUGCUCACCGUCCCAGAAAGUGCGCGUUGGCUGGCCAAGCAGGGGAAAACCGACAAGGCCCGCGAGUCCUUGAAAUGGGUACGCGGAGGAGACGAAACACCCGAGCUGCAGGCGGAAUUCGUUGAAAUCCUGGCCGGUAUCGAAGAAGAGUCUCGCGUGAAGGAAAAUUUCACUUUGAAAGAGCUACUUCUUCCGGCCAACCGCUACCGAAUCUUCAUUGCCAUUACUAUUCAGCUAUGUGCCCAGUUGACCGGAAACACCUCGCUGGCCUACUAUGCGAACCAGAUCUUUUCCAGCGUCGGUGCCGGAAAUUCAGCCAGUCUUGUGACGGGGUUCUUCGGUCUUGUCAAGGUAGUCGGAGUGUUGAUAUUCCAGCUACUAAUUCUAGACAAAAUCGGAGGCCGUCGCGCACCGUUCAUGAUCGGAGCGUUUGCCAUGGGCUCGUUCAUGCUGAUCAUUGCAUGCCUCGUUGCCACGCACCCGCCAAGCUCCUCGACGACCGGCGGUGUCUCUUCGGCCGGUAUCGCGGCCAUCAUCAUGACCUACGCGGAAGCAUUCAGUUUCAAUAUGUCCUGGGGACCUCUGACCUGGCUGUAUCUGGGCGAGAUCUUCUCGAGUCGCACCCGUGACGUUGGUGUUGCAGUGGGCGCCGCCUCGCAGUGGCUUUUCAACUUUGUCAUGUCGCAAAUGACGCCGCAUGCGCUUGACAAUAUCGGCUGGAGGACAUUUUUGAUGUUUGCUAUUUUCAACUAUGCCGUUGUUUUUUAUUCAUGGCUAUUUCUACGCGAGACGUCCGGACACUCGCUCGAGGAAAUGGAGCACAUCUUUGGCGGAAACAACCCAGAGGCCAAGACUGUCGAGACCGUCCAGGCCGUCGAGGUGGAAAAAAGAGCGGAAGACACAGAGGUCAAGUCUUGA